UUCCACACACUUCCGUGUGCCUCUCGACACUGCCCCCCGAUUAACCACACACACCUACACUGCACGCGGGGGACGCGCAGGGCCAGGAGGCAGCCCGGGCAGGGAAGCUCUCGCACCCGGAAGGCAGCUCUGCCAUCUCUUCUUGACAUCACAGGCUGCCGGCACAGCGUCAGGGCACUGGGCUCUGGGCACCUUGCCCUGCAGGAAAGAAACUCACUUCAGAUCUUCAGCGCGGCGCGUGCACACCGCUCAUCGCACCAGACUCGCUGAUCUCCCACACCGUCUAGAACAGAAAACCCUCCUGGCCCACGGAACUGAAGGGACCCUUUCUCGACACCGCUCGUCUGCACCACGGCAUUAUUGGUGAUUUUCACUUGAGCUUGGCUCUGGCCGAUCUCAAAGCUGAGACGACGACCAGCCGGGCCGCUGGCAGCCAGGGAGCAGAUGCAGGGGGCCAGGCCUGCUGGAAAUCCCGUGCGAUGAGGGCGGAGGCAGACGGUCCUGAGCUUGAAGACAGACCGAGCACACAACAGGGGCUCUCGGGGGCUGAAGGUGGACAGGGACAGCGAUGGGCUGCUGCAGCUUCACCGCGCGCCACACUGGGACGGACACCGUAGGACCUGACGAAAUCGAGCUGCUGGAACCUGGAGUGUGGAGUCUGGCGGAGACCAGAGAGCCCAUCUCAGAGAGUGUGCGUGCAGAGCCCCACUGCUGCCCACCGGUCUUGCUCUGGGGCCGCACCAGGGAGGACCUGCACUGCAAGAUCUACACUGAGCCCAUUGUCGCCUGGGAAGGUCCGGCUGUCCACUCUUACGGAGAGAUCGCCUGGUCCUCCAGGGUGCAGCUCUUCAACCACUACACGCAGCAGGAGAGGGAUGAGAGAUACCUUGUGCUGUUUUCUUUCCAUUUGCUGAUACUGCAACUGGACCACCCCAAGCAGGCGUUCAUCUACCAGGGAGUCCUCCCUCUCUCUGGAAUGUCCGUACGGGAGAUCAGACAGGACAACGAUGUCUCCAACAUGUUUGAAAUUCAUGGGCCAAUGGUGGAUUCAAAGAUAGUCAUCUGUGCCAACCACACAGAGCUGAAAAACUGGAUCGAGCACAUUGAAGAGAGCAUGCAGAAGGUCCUCAACCAGCAGCUGAGUCCCUUCCAGAGUGUGCUCUCCUGCCUGGUGCCAUGUGACGAGAAGUGGAAGAGGGAGGAACUGAAGAGGUACCUGUUGCGAGCUCCCAUCUGGCAGUGGGAGGGCACGCCCAUACAGCACCUGGGACAAAUUGGCUACCUGUCUGUGGUCUACGUCACCAAUGCCCAGAGAGAGGGCUCUCAGGAGCGCAUCCUGGUGCUGUUCCCUCAGGACCUCCUGCUGCUCUCCAUCGACAGCCAGAGAGUCCACGUCAAGUAUGAGGGCCGGCUCCCGCUCAAGAGCAUCAGGGCCCUGGAGAAGUCCGCGCUGCUGGGGAGGCUGGAGUUCGAGAUCAGCGGAGACAUGAUGGAGCCCCUGUUAGUGUCUUGCUCGUCUCCUGAGGACUAUCAGAACUGGAUCUUUCGGCUGCAGCAGCCUGAGACGAUAGUCAGCACCAUCUCCAAGCAGCCGCCGCCCCUCAUCCCCAAGAAGAGACGGAGCUGAGGAGGAGCUGGGGCCUCAGGCUCUGGAGCUGAGUGGAGCUGGAGCCCGCGGACCCCGUCUGCAUCUUCCAACGGACUCCAGAACCGAACCCCCCACGCCCCCACACCCGGGACUGUUCCACGCUCCUUCCUGAGGAGGGCGAUAGCGUGGUUCCAGCCAGUAGCAGCCUCCCUGAUUGGCUGCCUCAGUGCUCAGCUCUGGUCCCGGGAGAGCAGAGCCAUGCUCCCUGAGCUGCCUGGCCCUGCGGCGGACUGCACGGAUCGGUACUGUUGCGUACCAGAGUAAUAUAUUUUUACCCUUCCUUUCACUUCAGGCCAGGCCUGACACGGGUGUCUGUGGUGAAAGGUGGCCGUUAUUGCUUCAGAGCUGGGGGUCAGGGUUGGGGGGCAGUCAGAGGAUCCCACCGGAGAGUCUUCAGAUGGCUGGGACAGGAAUCUUGGGUCCUCGUUGCCUGAGGCGUGUGGUUUCAUUCACUGCUCGUGCUUUUCAAAGCUCUAUGGCUGCUGGAGAGUCAUACACACGUCACAGUUUGAUUUCCAGCCAAGCCAUUGCAAUCUUCACUUCCUGUAGGUUAAGGUAGAUGUUGGUGUGUUUUUUCACAGCGGGGUUUCAUUUUGCCUCAGUGUGUUAAGGGUGUUUGUAUGAGUCGGGAACACAGCUCUUGGGCUCCAGAGCUGGCCAGAAGUGGAGCCCAGUUCCUCGGGGUCACUGCUAGUUAAUGGGGCUCACGGUGCUGUUUGGCUCAGAAAGCAGGUGCAACUCCAAAUACCAGGCGUCUCUGGGCUGCCAAUAGCCCACUAGUAAUCGUAUGUGCAGCAGGAGUUCUAGUGUCAGUGACGCACACAGGUGUUUUAAGAAACCUGCCUGAUAUGCAGAGCAAUGAUGCUGAAGGGUUUCCAAGCUGCCCUUCUGUUUUGUGUGGGUAAAAACAGCACAUGGAACCGGCUCCUGUCCGAAGCCAGACUGAGCCGUGUGCACACACACUGGGCUGAGGAGCAGGCUGAGAGUCACCUGGCGGUACGGCCCCCACCCUCCGCAGGUCACGCGGCGGCGAUUUUCCACACAGGCUGGACACGUGUGCCGCACCGGCAGCACACAGUGAAUCCCCUUGCGGGGCCAGCGCUGUGAGGGCAGAGGUGUGAAGUCUUGAUGACACGUGUGUGACUUUCAGUUUGCACAACACCGAGCUCUGAUGCUUCCACUGCUGAAAGGGGAAUGCCUACAAGAGGUGUGAAGAUUUUUUCUACACCUGUUUUUUUCUAUUUAAGUGGAAGUCGGACACCACUUCCUGCAAAUACUGCGCAGAUAACUUGUGUUGUUCCAGCACGCCGCUGUCCUCGGGAGCCUUGGUCCAGUUUGUCUUGUAGCUCAUCCUGAAUCACUUGUUUUUAAGCAAGCAGCCUGUUCCUGUUCCUGGGCCUCCGUGAUGGAAGGGCCUUCAGAAUUUGUUUCCCAAUAAUUGCCAAAUUGGUUAAUUAAGAAGCUGCUGCAGAAACUGCCCCAGAUCUUUAGAGUUUGCAGAUGUAAACGCAGAUGGGUGCCUAUAAAAACCUGCUGGACAAGUGCUCUCCGGGACCAGGGCUGCAGACCCUACAGAGGGCCGGCCAGUGAGUGACGGAGCCCUGGGCUGUGUCCCGGGUUCGAGCCUCAGCAGAUGCUGUGUUCAUCCUGUACCCCUGUGCUUCCUCUCUCUCUGGGUGUGAGCUGCAUAGCAAUAAACGUAUAGCAGUAGUACCACUG
This is a messenger RNA of Lepisosteus oculatus (spotted gar), 3367 nucleotides long. Its product is annotated as rho guanine nucleotide exchange factor 7. Gene Ontology annotation, molecular function: guanyl-nucleotide exchange factor activity. Gene Ontology annotation, biological process: lamellipodium assembly. Gene Ontology annotation, cellular component: lamellipodium; cytoplasm. Lineage: Eukaryota; Metazoa; Chordata; Actinopteri; Semionotiformes; Lepisosteidae. The record is from RefSeq and is a predicted model, not a curated record.